Messenger RNA from Spinacia oleracea (spinach), 1221 nucleotides. RefSeq lists its product as uncharacterized. Gene Ontology annotation, molecular function: RNA-DNA hybrid ribonuclease activity; nucleic acid binding. The transcript has 2 exons. Lineage: Eukaryota; Viridiplantae; Streptophyta; Magnoliopsida; Caryophyllales; Amaranthaceae. Bases 1 to 1221 code for a protein of 406 amino acids. The record is from RefSeq and is a predicted model, not a curated record.
AUGGCGCUAGGAAGCUUCGACAUCAAAUACCAACCAAGAACGGCGGUGAAAUCGCAAGCCCUAGCAGACUUUGUGGCAGACUUUAGCCCCGACUUGGAGAAAAUAGCGGACGACGAGGUCAAACUCAUCAAUAACGUAGAAGAGGUAUGGACUCUCUUCGUCGACGGUUCGUCUAACUUUCGCGGUGCAGGUCUAGGCGUCGUGCUAAAGUCACCACAAGGGGACAUGAUAGCACAAGCCAUAUGCUGCGAUUUCAAAGCGACAAACAACGAAGCAGAAUACGAGGCGUUAAUCGCCGGAUUGACGCUAGCUGAAGAAUUGGGGGCAAGCGGACUCAACAUCUUUAGCGACUCACAAUUAAUCGUCAACCAGAUCAACGCCGACUAUGAGGCUAAAGACCUGAAAAUGACCUUAUACCUCGAAAAAGCAAAAAAGCUAGCCUCCAAAUUUAAACCCCUCUCCAUUAAACAAGUGCCACGAGACUUGAACACGCAAGCCGACGCCCUUGCCAAUCUAGGAUCCGCACUCAGAAAGUCACCAUUCUCGACCAUACCUCUAGUACACCUUUUGUCACCCGCUAUUGAAAAAGACGUACCACAAGAUGCCAGCCUCGUCCUAUCAGCCACAAACACUGACAGCUGGACCAAGCCCAUCCUCGACUACCUAACACAUGAAACCCUACCCGACGACAAGCUCGAGGCCAGGAAAAUACUUUUCAAAGCUUCACGAUAUGUUAUUUUGCAGGGUAUACUAUUUAAAAGAUCAGCGAACAGAAUGUUGAUGCGAUGCGCAGAAAAAACAGAAUGGGAAAGACUACAAAAGCAAUACCACGAAGAAGAAUGUGGCGGACAUGAAGGAGGACGAAGCCUGUCAACCAGAAUCAAAAGAAACGGAUACUAUUGGCCAACGAUGCUCAAAGACGCAAUGAGGUACGUAGCUAAGUGCGACAAAUGUCAACGACACGCAGGUAUGACACAUAAACCAUCUGAAUUCUUACACCCCACCUUAACUCCGUGGCCUUUCAUGAAAUGGGGAAUGGACAUCGUCGGUAAAUUACUCGUCGCCCCAGGACAAAAGGUCUUCAUGCUAGCUCUAACAGAUUAUUUUUCUAAGUGGAUAGAAGCAGAUUCGGAGUGCCAUCAGAAAUCAUAUGCGACAACGGAUCCCAAUUCAUCAGCGACAAGACUAAUGCUUUCUGCAAGACGUGGAACAUUGAGCUAA